CAGUUGAAACGUCUAGGAAGAGACGAACAAUGGAGACAAAACGCAGAGAUUGGCUCUUAAAGUCUGGAGGGAAGUUGCCGACCUCUCCUACUUCUGCGUCCAAGGGCUUCAGCUCGACUCCGAUUAAGUGCAGCAGGGGAGAAGAAAACCUCCACAUAUCCAAUGGCAUGGACGACGGCGUCCUAUCCGAGGACGACGACACUUUCUCCCUGCUUUCCCCCAUCUACCACGAGAGUUUUGACAGUGAUGAAGACUCCGAGCCCAGUCCAGCUCAGCAGACUUCACCACACAGGCAAAGGAGCACUUCAGCACUCAGCGUUUCACCAGUCAGAUGUGAGCUACCAAGAACACAUUCAGACCAGAUGUUGAGUGCAGCUGUGAAGCCUGCUGCCUCACCUACUCUCAGUGCAUGGGAAAUGUGGCUGGUGAACAAAGCCAAAGAGGACCGCCUCAAACUGGAAAGGAAGUCAGAGGAGGAGCGCUUACUCAAGGAAAAAAAAGAACAAGAAGAAACAGAGAAGGAACACAAGAGGAAGGUCAUGGAUGAAAAGAUCCAUGAAUGGCUAAAGACAAAAAGACAACAGGAGAAGCAGGAGCAACUUCUAAAACUGAGCAAAGAGGAGGUGGAGAUGCAGAGGAAACAGGAAAAACAAACAGAGAUUGAACAAAAAGCUCAGCAAAAAUACAAAGACUGGCUGCAGAAGAAGAACCAAGAAAAAGUAGAAAAAGAAAAGAAAGACAAAGAGGAAGCAACCCUUAAGGCGGAGCAGGAGAGAGAGCGCCGCAAGAGGGCAGAGGAGAUGUUUAAAGAUUGGCUGGCAAAAGCCAAUGAAAAAAGCAGAGCAAGUCCCAAAUCACCUUGUUACCCAAAGAGUCCCUAUGACAAAUCCUGUCCACCACCCAGCUUCUACAACCCAAUCCCAUGGAAACCGAUUCCCGUCCCUCCUCCAGAAACAUCACAGAAUAAGACAACUGACAAGAAACCUCAAAAACAGAGAAAACAUCAACAAAGCUCCAGCAAUGCUUUUAGACUCAGAAACACUGUGAGUACAGCGCAGCCGCUGCAGAGGAGAUGACACAAGAGAGCCGACUUGUACGAGCAUGAUACUGUAGCUUAGUAACGGCUCAAAUGUGAAUCCAUCCUGACUCAUCUACACCACCACAUCCCCUGAACUGCUGAAUCACAGGAACAUUAAUUGCUAGAUUUGGUUUGUACAUUGGAGCAAUGAUGUAAGGAAUAGCUCAGUUUAGAUGUCUGAAUGUUCAGGUUAACAUGAUUGAUGUGUUUCUAAUUGGUUCUGAUCAUCUUGUUUCAAUGUCAUAAAUGCGUGUAGCAUAGAUUUUGUCAUGGCUGCAUAUCUAGCCAUGGGUCCUUUAUUUUGUAUAUUGUAAAUUAAAUCAUUAUUAUUGUGAUAAAUAUAGUAUAAUGUGUUCUUUUUUUUGCUCUUAUCUAUGUCUUAUCUGUCACUUGAGCAAGUGGUGGACAAGACCACAAUAUAAGGCACAGCCACACAACACAAAGGAGGUGGUUGGUGGUCACAGCCAAAGAUAGACCCGGCUUGGUCAAGUGCUCC
Scomber japonicus (chub mackerel) is the source of this 1574-nucleotide messenger RNA. It is a transcript of the gene ccdc34, whose product is annotated as coiled-coil domain containing 34. The record is from RefSeq and is a predicted model, not a curated record. The transcript is spliced from 7 exons. Lineage: Eukaryota; Metazoa; Chordata; Actinopteri; Scombriformes; Scombridae. Bases 30 to 1076 code for a protein of 348 amino acids.